AUGGAAUUAAUUAUUGAGAUAACUGUCAAACAAACGAGAAUCAACGGAGAAAAUGAGAGAAUUAAAAAUUCGUCUGAUCCUAAUAUACAUUAUGUUUUGGACGCUACUAAUAGUAGUUUUCUCAGUGAAGAUGAUUAUUACUACAUCAUCUCUUAUGGAUCCCCCAUAAGUAUCAACAAUAUAACAUGUUACAAGAAAUUCGUUAAUUACACUAAUUACAAAAGUUACGUCAAUGGCUCAUAUAGCAUCCAAGGAGAUUUUUCUCGGCUACCAUUGUGCAAUGAAUUUGUUGAAAACGAUCAGAGAACUCGAAGAUGGAAUUUUACUUGUAAAGAUUGUACUAACGUGACCAGCUAUCUAGAUUAUUCCCUUAACUCCCAUAAAUAUGCACAUAACAAUAUUGAUCAAAUUAUCUUAAACAUUACGUCCGAUUUUCAAUCAUCCCCGAAUAAUUCUUUUACCGAUUAUUUUGGAAUUAUCUUUAAUAAUGUCAAUAUCAAAAAUCAAAAGGUUGAUGUAGACAUCAAUAUGGCCCCAAUACCCCGCGGUCAUUGGGUUUCUCUCGAAUUUUCUAUGACUGUCAGAUGUCACUAUUCUUCUCGACUAUACGGUUCACUGGGUUUUAAUAAUUACUUACAAUAUGCAUACAUCGAUGUCAAUAUUAAAGAUUUGACUCCGAUUUUGGGUUCCUCUUAUACCCUUUUAACACUGAAACCAAAGGAUCAUAUUAUCACCUAUAUAAAGGAGGAAUAUCAAAAUUUUGGGAAUCCUGUUACUAGAAUGAUUUCGGGUAUUGGGGGUUUGUAUGCUGCACUAGCAGCAAUACUGAUUUUCUUUUUUGGAUCUCCAAGACAUUCUCCAUGGUGGGGGUUGUUGCCAAACCUUUCCAUGCUGGCGGCCAUUUCGUCGAAGCUUUAA
Messenger RNA from Acaulospora morrowiae, 918 nucleotides. The record is from the annotation of a GenBank genome assembly. NCBI's taxonomy places the organism in Eukaryota, Fungi, Glomeromycota, Glomeromycetes, Diversisporales, Acaulosporaceae.